Messenger RNA from Scomber japonicus (chub mackerel), 5313 nucleotides. RefSeq names its product synergin, gamma (gene synrg). Lineage: Eukaryota; Metazoa; Chordata; Actinopteri; Scombriformes; Scombridae. Bases 1 to 4293 code for a protein of 1430 amino acids. The transcript is spliced from 21 exons. The record is from RefSeq and is a predicted model, not a curated record. Gene Ontology annotation, cellular component: clathrin coat of trans-Golgi network vesicle. Gene Ontology annotation, molecular function: protein binding.
AUGUAUCCUGUUGGAGGGGGCCUGGGACCGCCGCAAGGCAUGGUGCCCAUGCAGCAACAGCAGCAACAGCAGGGCUACCCCAUGGUUCAGGUGAUGCAACCUAAUAUGCAGGGCAUGAUGGGAAUGAACUUUGGGGGACAGAUGCCUCCAGGAGCCAUGCCGAUGCAGGGUGGAAUGGCUAUUGGGAUGCAGACCCCUGGGAUGCAGUUCAUGGGCCAGCCACAGUUUAUGGGUAUGAGACCUGCCGGACCCCAGUAUACUGCGGACAUGCAAAAACAAAUGGCUGAAGAGCACCAAAAACGUCUGGAGCAGCAGCAGAAGAUGCUCGAGGAGGACAGGAAAAGAAGACAAUUUGAGGAACAAAAACAAAAGCUGAGGCUGCUUAGUAGUGUCAAACCUAAGACAGGAGAGAAGAGCCGGGAUGAUGCUUUGGAGGCAAUCAAAGGCAACCUGGAUGGUUUCAGCAGAGAUGCGAAGAUGCACCCUACUCCAUCAUCACAGACCAAGAACCCAGACUCAUCGCCAUCACACCCGUCUGUCACCUCUCACUCCCUCCCCCCAGCUUUAACAGAAGACAAUGAUGAGUUUAGUGACUUUCAGGGGACUUUAGAUGCUCCUGCCUCCCUCCCUUCCUCCUCCUCCUCCUCCACCACUUCCUCCACCUUCGGGCUCUCCUCUCAGGCCCACGUCCAGCCUCCCUCCUCCUCUACUAAGACAGGUUUCACUGAGGACGAUGACGAGUUUAGUGACUUUGUUCAGGGUCCUGCAAAUGCCUUCCCUUCCAUAAACUCCCACCUCUCCUCUCAGGCCCAUGUCCAGCCAUCACCCCCUUCCUCCUCCUCCUCCUCCAUCCCUCAGUCCCUCCCUGCCACUGUGUCCAUUCCCACUGCCACCCAACACUCUGCUGUCAACAGCACCAGCUCCCAACCUACAUUUCAAGGCCCAUCCUUGGAAGAGAAGCUAUUCUCCUCAUGUGACCUUACAGGUGAUAAGACGGCCCAUGUUAGCUUUAAAUCCAAGCAGAGUUUGGCUGCAAUGGGUCCUAGAACUAAAGUUUCAGCCCAGUUUCAGUCCAGCACUAAAUCCAGGAACUGGGCUGCGGCCUCUGGGGACUUGAGUUCUGCCUUCGUCGCUGAAAGGCCACCUGAGGCUCCGGUUUCAGCACCCAACGCCCCCCCAUCAGCUGCUGACUCAUCCCCUCAAACCAGUAGUGACAGUGCGGGUGUUGGCGUUUAUCCACAACAAGAGCACAUUCAGCCCAUGCUGCCAGCCUGGGUUUACAACGACAGCCUCGUCCCAGAAAUGUUCAAGAAGGUUCUUGAAAUCACCAUGAACCCAACAGGGAUAGACACAGCCAAGCUCUACCCAAUAUUAAUGUCAUCAGGUCUUCCCAGGGAAGCACUGGGUCAAAUCUGGGCGACGGCCAACCGCACAACACCUGGCAUGCUGACCAAGGAGGAGCUCUACACUGUACUUGCACUAAUUGGUGUGGCACAGAGUGGCCUCCCAGCAAUGAAUGUGGAAAUCCUCAGUCAGUUCCCUUCUCCACCAGUGCCCAACCUUCCUGCCCUGGCCAUGGCCUUGGCUCCCGUCAUGCCCCAGCACCAGCAGCCCAUGAUGACCCAGCCGCCCGUCUCCAUGGCCAUGCCCACACCUGCACCACCAGUCAUGGCAAUGACACCCACAGCAUCGGCUCAAGCAUCCACGAACACUAACUUCAUUGCCAGUUUCCCUCCUGCACAGGCGACCAAAACCGAUGACGAUGAUUUCCAGGACUUCCAGGAGGCUCCAAAGCCAGGAGUAGGAGACCAGGCCUUCACUGAGUUCCAGGGGGAUUCUAGUGCAAGUUUCCCCACCAGCAUAGCAUCACAACACCAAAACAGUGCACCUGCCAUGCUGACUCCAGUGUCUGGUUCCUCCUCUGUCUCCGUCACAUCCUCUGAUAAGUACGCUGUCUUCAAGCAGCUGUCUGUGGAUCAGCCUGCAGAGCCUACACCCCCUCCCUCAGAUAUUGGAGACAAAUACAGUGUGUUCAGACAACUUGAGCAACCAGCUGACAAGAAACCAGUCGGGGAAGGAUUUGCAGAUUUCAAGUCUGUCAGUGCUGAUGAUGGCUUCACAGACUUUAAAACCGCCGACAGCGUCUCUCCACUAGACCCAUCAGAACAAGCCAAGAUCUUUCAGCCUGCCUUCCCUUCUGCUUUCCCCAACUCUCAGUCUCUACAACAAUUACCACAACAGCAGCAACAGCCAGCAGUAUCUCUUUCUCAGCCCAAAAACCCUCUCAACAUGGCAGACCUGGACCUUUUCUCGUCUAUAGCUCCCUCUGUUCCCGCCCCUGCUGAGACAAAACCUACCACCUUCCCCUCUGUUUCUGUGCCCCCCUCGCUAGUCCUUUUACCAGGUGGAGCGAAGCCCCCAGGGGGAGGGGCAGAUGACUUUGGUGACUUUGCCCUCUUUGGCUCCUCUUCUGAUGCUGCUCCGGCUUCAACAGCUGGAGGAGCUGUGGCAGCGCCGCAGGACGACUUCGCUGACUUCAUGGCGUUUGGCAGUUCUGGUGGCGAGCCUAAAUGUGAGAGCAGUGUCGGGGUUCCAGGCGAGACCUCUGCUCAACAGCGACCUCAGCAGAGCUCAGACAAAUAUGACGUGUUCAAACAGCUGUCUCUGGAGGGAGGCCUGGCCUACGAUGACACCAAGGAGAGCGGUGGAGGCUCCUUCUCUUCUCUCAAGAGUGACCCAGACGACUUUGCCGACUUCCAGUCCUCAAAAUUCUGCACAGCGCUCGGUGCCUCAGAAAAGACCCUGGUAGACAAGGUGGCUGCUUUUAAACAGGCUAAGGAGGACUCCGCCUCUGUCAAGUCCCUCGACCUCCCGUCCAUCGGGGGGAGCAGUGUGGGAAAAGACGACUCAGAGGAUGCACUGUCAGUGCAGCUGGACAUGAAGCUGUCGGACAUGGGCGGAGACCUGAAGCACGUGAUGUCGGACAGCUCUCUGGACUUGCCGGGUCUCUCGGCCCACCAGCCCCCCGCUACAGAAGGAGACGACUUGAAAUUUGACCCCUUUGGGACAUCGGGCCUCAGUACCCUGACCAGCUAUGAUUGGUCAGAGCGGGAGGAAAAUCUUCCCACUGAGGUCAGAAAGCUGCAGGGCCUGGAAGGGGCAGCCCCUUCAUCUUUAGCCCCGACACAGAGGAGGGAGCUGACCUUUGGCAGCACUGAAAACAUCACAAGCACCUCAGUAGCAAAGACCACCACCUCAUUACCCGCCGACGAUGCCUCAUCCUCAGAUGACAAGUUUGAAGCCUUUGCUGACUUUGGCUCCAGUGACCAGGGCCGUGUUGAUGACGAGGACGACUUUGGGGACUUUGCAAGUACUGUUUCUGAGAAGUCUGACUCACCCACCACCGCUGCUGAGGUGGGCUCUGAGGGCAACCAAAAUGAAGCUCCUGAUGAGUUUGGUGCCUUCCAGGGAGACAAGCCAAAGUUUGGCAAGUCUGACUUCCUCAAGGCCAGUGCUCAGCCCAAAGUCAAGUCCAGUGAGGAGAUGAUUAAGAAUGAACUGGCAACCUUUGACUUGUCUGUUCAAGGCUCACAUAAACGCAGUCACAGUUUGGGCGAGAAGGAGAUUGGGCGUUCGCCCCCAUCUCCGGCUCCGGAGCAGCCCUUCAGGGACCGAUCCAGCACCCUGAGUGAAAAGCCCGCCCUGCCUGUCAUCAGGGACAAAUACAAGGAUCUGACUGGGGAAGUGGAGGAGAGUGAGCGCUACGCAUAUGAAUGGCAGAGGUGUCUGGAAAGUGCUCUGGAGGUAAUCACCAAAGCCAACAACACCCUAAAUGGCAUCAGCAGCUCCUCUGUCUGCACUGAGGUCAUCCAGUCUGCUCAGGGCAUGGAGUACCUGCUGGGUGUGGUGGAAGUGUAUCGUGUCACAAGGCGUGUGGAGCUGGGCAUCAAAGCGACAGCUGUGUGCUCUGAGAAGCUGCAGCAGCUGCUGAAGGACAUCAGCCGCGUGUGGAACAACCUUAUGGGCUUUAUGUCGCUGGCCAAGCUUGCGCCUGAUGAAAGCUCCCUAGAUUUCUCCUCCUGUAUUCUGAGACACGGCAUCAAGAAUGCCAAAGAGUUGGCUUGUGGGGUGUGUCUACUCAACGUCGACGCUCGCAGCAAGGCGUUCAACUCGGAGACGGACAACUUCAAGCUGCUGUACGGAGGCCACCAGUACCACGCCAGCUGUGCCAAUUUCUGGAUUAACUGUGUGGAGCCUAAACCCCCAGGCCUCAUACUGCCUGACCUGCUCUGAGCUUUUUGGCGGCGGCUGCCAUGGCAACGGGGCAGGGGCUAAUCAACAUCAGAUAGGUGGAGCGGCCGGACGACUGGCACUGCACAGGCUCUCACCUUGGGCUGAGAGCGACAGAACAAUGUUUAAAGUCACCCAAUCCCUCUGUAAUUAUUCAUUAGUUUUUGUACUCUGAAAAUCUCCCUCUGUCAUGAUCAUGUGUUCAUGUGCAGAUUUAGUAGCUUGUUCAAAUUUAAAGCCUUUCUCUAAAUACUUAUCUGCUGUAUUAUUGUUAUUAUCAUUUUUGUUCCUCCUGGUUUAACUACCUAAACAUAUAGGUCAGCUGUACAGGUCAUAUUUAAAUCUAUUACUAAUGAUGCUUUUAAGAAAUUAUUUUCACUGCAGAAAAAAGGUGAAUAUUGCAACAUAAUCACUCGACAGUGACUGUAUUUAAAUUAUUUCGGAGUGCAAUAUUAUUCAAAACACUGGCAAAGGAAGUCUGUAAACAUGUUGACUUUUUAAUAUCACUUGUUGCUUUGCUCCCAUUUGAGAGGAAUUUUAUUCAUCAUUCCCUUUUUUGUUCUACUGAACCUGAGCUGUUGAAUCAUAAGCCUAUUGUUGUACUUGAAUUAUUCUGAUCAAAACUCCGUGGCUGUUAUGGUUUUAAUAUCUUUUUGAAAGUCUGUCACACUCAAACUGUCACUUCUGGGCUGGAAGGCGAGGGGUCUACCUUUUUAUGAAUUGUGUUGAAAUAACUGCUUUAAAUGUCUUGCACUGUGUUGGAGGAGAUUUCAGCACCUCUUUGGGUAUUUAAAUUGUGUAUUUUAUAGGAGAAGAGUUGUGAUUUCGGGGACCUGAAGGGAAACUUGUGUUUUGCAGUUUUUUGUGUUGUGUGCAAUUACAUCUGAAAGUCUGGAAGAAGUCGACUGUGAUCUGAACUAAAAUUGCAGCAGCACUUUUUGUAUAUUACAGUGUCGUGCUGUAGCAUAAUUAUGACUAACUGUAAUGUGAAUGUGAUGUAAAUAAAUGAGAAUGCAUACAGUU